Molecule: messenger RNA, 634 nt
Organism: Dimorphilus gyrociliatus
Lineage: Eukaryota; Metazoa; Annelida; Polychaeta; Dinophilidae
Source: the annotation of a GenBank genome assembly
GCAGUAGCAUAUGGACAUUCGAUCAGAGCAGACUGAAGGAGAGAUGCACAUCGAAUUGAAAGAGGCUGUCGAUUUUAUCGUCUCUUACCUUUAUAAUAAUUUACCUAGGAGACGUGUAGAUAUGUUCGGACAGCAACUGGCUAGGCAUUUGACAGUGAAAUUUUCUCAACAUUGGUAUCCAGAUAGGCCUUUUAAAGGAUCCGCCUACAGGUGUAUUAGAACAAGAACUGAACCCAGUAUAGUCAAUUCAGCAACCGAAUCCGGACUGGCAAUUCAAGAGGUGUUGUCAUGCUUUCCUCCUGAUUUGGAUAUAUGGGUAGAUCCUGGAGAAGUAUCUUACCAAUCAGCCGGAGCACCUUUAACAGUCAUUUAUAGUGAACCCAUGCAAUUUUCACUCAAGCAGAAUAGCUUACCCGCACCACCGGAGGUGGUACAAUAUCAACAACAUCAACAAAUGACGGCCAAUAUGUUCGCACGUACAAAAUUCGGUUCAACAAAGCUGAAAGCAGAAAAAGCUUCACGACUAACAGCGGAUGAGCUUUCGGCCUAUGUACGACAACAAGCAAUGAAAAAUUCGAGAGGACCGAGAUAUGAUUGGCAAAAUUCUCCUCUCCAAUUAGCAACACCAUCCUGA